Leptopilina heterotoma is the source of this 3033-nucleotide messenger RNA. RefSeq names its product villin-1 (gene qua). The record is from RefSeq and is a predicted model, not a curated record. Lineage: Eukaryota; Metazoa; Arthropoda; Insecta; Hymenoptera; Figitidae. The transcript has 11 exons. Gene Ontology annotation, cellular component: actin cytoskeleton; cytoplasm. Gene Ontology annotation, molecular function: actin filament binding; phosphatidylinositol-4,5-bisphosphate binding. Gene Ontology annotation, biological process: cytoskeleton organization; actin polymerization or depolymerization; actin filament severing. The coding region runs from base 522 to 2930 and encodes 802 amino acids.
UCUAGAGUUCUGAUAAUAAUAAUAAUAUUGGAAUAUUGGAAUAUUGGAAAUAGGUAAUUGUUUUUCUUCACUGUUUUUAAAAUGAGUGUGGAAUAAUGUAAAAUUUGACCUAGUUUAUGAUGCAGAAUAAAAUGAGCGUGUAUUUCACCUCUUUCUCUCUAUUUUUAAAUGAAAAAGAAUUUGAGAUAGGAUCAAGUGCGCUCUUUUUCUUGAUUCUUCUGAAUCCAUAGUCACGGUUAUUGUCCUAUACCUACAUUAUAAACGAAGCAACAAGAAAGAGAGAGCAGGUGUGUUAGAUAACGAGUAAUAUGAGUGCCAGCAAUAUAGUUGGUGUGUAUUCAUGAGGUGCCCGUUGGUCACGGGUGGCAGCCCGGAGUUCCGGGCCCGCUUCCGGACGAGUCUUGCACAGCUCUUCGGGAAAAAGGACAAUUUUUUCACCAAAAGAACAAAGAGGAAAAAAAGAAGAAGCAGAAGAAGAAAUAAAUUAACAUUUAAAUGACUUCAGUGAAUUCAUUAUAACAAUGGGAUUCUCCAAGAGGGAUGACACAAGCAGUUGCUCGGACGACUCUGGUAGCGAUGUUUUUAAAAGCAUUCAAAAAAAUACAAAUGCAUUUUGCGUUUGGCAAAUUGAGGGUCUCCGAGCAAUUUCGAUUCGACGAGCGAAAAUGGGAAUUUUUUCCUCUGAAUCAGCAUACAUCAUCUACACAGUAUCAUCAAAAAAUGGUCCAUUGCCCUAUCCGGGCGUUCCGGAAAAAGAGGUGAAAGAAAACAUGGCAAUGCGAGCUGUUCAUUUCUGGAUUGGUUCGAAAUGUGAUUCGACAAUGUCAGGAGCUGCCGCUCUUCGUGCUGCGGAAUUGGAUUCUCAAGUUACAGCGACAAUAUUAUCCCGUGAAGCCCAAGGUCGUGAAAGUCCUAGGUUCCUGGCUUAUUUUCGAGAUCAACUUAUCGUACAGAAUCUUCACACAGUACAACCCACAUGUACUUUGCAUAAAGUUUCUGGUCUAACGGUACCAAUCUUGACUGAACUUGAUGGUCUCAAUUGGAGCAACUUCACUUCCCGCGAUGUUAUUCUAAUCGAUUUGCAUUGCAGAAACAUCGUGUUCCUGUGGCUUGGCUCAAAAGCCGAAAUACUACACAAGAAACACGCGGCAACAAUUCUCAAGCAACGAAAAGAAAACGAAUCGCAAGUUUUCAUAAUUGAUGACGGCUACGAGAGAACAUUACCAAAUGAAGUGAGAAAACUUCUCAACGAUGUUUUAAAUUUAUCAAAUAGAAAUGUUAUUCCCGAAAAUCGACAAUCAUUAUUAUUGGCAAGUCCAGUGAAACUCUAUAAAUGUAGCGAGCAAACGGGAAAAUAUAAAGUUGUCGAAGUAAAAUCAGGACCAAUAUUACGUAAAGAUUUCACAUCGGAUUCAGUAUUUUUGAUUGAUCGCGGUGAAAUUGGAAUAUGGGCAUGGGUUGGAAAGAAUGUUAAUGCAAGAGAAAAGCUCGAGGCAGUGAGAAAUGCGCGUGGUUUUGUGAAAAAGAAAGAUUACAGCGUAACAGUACCGGUAACGAGAGCUGUCGAAGGUCAAGAACCGAUGGAAAUGAAAACAUUGAUUAGAGGCUGGGGACAAACAAAAGCAAGACCUCUCACAUUGCCCUCAUGUUUUGAGCCCGAGUACAUGACAGAGAGACCACGAAUGGCGGCUGAAUGUCAAUUAGUCGAUGAUGGAUCCGGUGAGAAAACUCUAUGGCGAGUUAAUCAACAGAACGGAAUGAUCGAAGUGGAAGAUCGAGGGAUAUAUUAUGCCGAAAGUUGUUACGUAAUGCGUUACAAAUACGGAUAUGGCCGUAGAAGCAGAUUAAUCGUUUAUUGUUGGGAAGGUGCUCAUUCCUCCGGUGGAGACAGAGAAACGGCAUUGGAUGCUGCUUGUCAAAUUGCCGAGGAAGUUUCUGCACAACUUGUAAAAGCCUCACAAGGCAAUGAGCCACCUCAUUUGUUACAAAUUUACAAAGGAAAGUUGACUAUUCUUGCUGGUCCGCACAAAAAUAAUCCGCCGAGUAAAUACUUAGUCCGAGUAUUCGGAUCGACGCCCUACACAUCAAAAGCCGUUGAACGCUCAUUAAGAGCAAACAGUUUAGAUUCGAGUGGAGUUUUCGUAUUAUUUUCAAAUUCGCCAAUGGUUUGGUGCGGAAGUCGAAGUACCGGUGAUGCCAGAGAAGCAUCGAGAAGAUUAGCCCCAAGUUCCGCACCACUAAUUUCAGAAGGCAACGAAGUCGAGGAAUUUUGGUCUCAAUUGGGAGGUCGAGGAGAAUAUGGAACAGAAUUUGUCGACGACGAAGAGGAACAAGAGAAACAUUUAUAUCAUUGCCGAAUAGAACAAGAUAAUUUUACAGGCGAACAAGUUUUGGGCUUUUCACAAAGUUCCCUUCUACCGGAAGCAAUUUGGUUACUGGACGCCGGAAACAUAAUAUGGCUCUGGAUUGGAAACUAUUCGUCAAUCAAAACCCUAAAGGAAUGCGUAGAGCGCGGAAAAAUAUUUCUCUACACACAUCCUGCGGGUCGAGAUCGUAAUACACCCAUUUCGAUAAUUAAACAAGAUUUCGAGCCGCCUUCAUUUAUAGGACUAUUUGAAAAUUGGAAUCACAAUUUCCUACGUGGUUAUCAAUCCUUCGAGGCAUUACGUUCAAUGAUUGAAGACAAAGAGCAGACAAUAAAUAUUUCUUCGAAUAAACAAAUUAAUGACUUUAACAGUCACGUAAAAUAUCCCCUGAGAACUUUAAAAAACGAACCCGAAAAUCUACCGACAGAAGUUGAUGUUUCAAGAAAAGAAUUGCAUUUAACUUAUGAUGAUUUCAUCACCGUUUUUAAAAUGGAACCAAAUGAAUUUGAAAAACUUCCAGCAUGGAGAAGACAACGACUUAAACAAUCCGCGGGUUUAUUUUAAUUUAUUUUUUAAAAAUAUUUUAAAGAGAAUGAUUUUUUUGUACUUUUAAAUAUGUAGAAUUUAAUUUUUAAGAAAAGUAAAUAAAUUGAAAAUCCUAUGAAAA